CAGCAACGUCAUAUUUUUUUUUAUCUUCGCAAGAAAACGAAAAAAAGGAUAUUCUGUUAAAGUAUUUCAGUGUAAGAAGGUGAAAAAGUGUUAUUAUAGACCGAUAAAAAGCGAAUGAGGAAAAAAAGAGCAGUAUUGUAUACAUGUCGUCAGAAAAAUGUGUUUUGGUCCGUUCAAGAGGAUUUGCAGUUGGGGGCCUCUUAUUGCACUUGCAAUAAUACAAACUGUUAUUUUGACGACAAUACACUGUAGCAGGCAGUGGUGGAAAUUUUAUCAAGAUCCUUCCUCUGACUAUACUUUUAUGAUAUUUAUAACGUUUAGUGGUCUAACUCUGUAUCACUUUUUCAACUCAAUUUACGAAGGACCUGGUUAUCUUCCACUUAAUUGGGCUCCAGAAAAUGAGAAAGACUGCCAAUAUUUACAGUAUUGUAAUGUAUGCCAAGGAUAUAAAGCUCCACGUUCACAUCACUGUAGAAAAUGUAAUAGAUGUGUUUUAAAAAUGGAUCAUCAUUGUCCGUGGAUAAAUAAUUGUGUGGGCCAUUCCAAUCACGGUUAUUUUACUGCAUUUUUGACCAGCUCUGUUGCUGGAUGUGUCGUAUCGACCUAUAUAAUGGUAGUUUGGUUGAUGGCUGUAUUCUCAACCAAGCCUAUGCUGUUUUACCCACCUUCAAUAUUUACUCUAGUUACAGUUCUUUUUAGCAUUGGUCUGUCAAUUGGUGUUGUGAUAGCAGUGGGAAUGCUUCUGUACUUUCAGGCGCAAUCGAUAAUUAAAAAUCAGACUGGCAUUGAAAGUUGGAUUUUAGAAAAAGCAGCUUACAGGACAUCUCUGACAGGCGAGCUAUUUGUUAAUCCUUACUCAAAAGGCUGGUGGUUUAAUGUGAAACAAGUUGUUUCAUGGCACUGUGCUGCACCCGGGGAUGGAAUAGUCUGGCCUGUUGUAGAUGGCUGUGAUCAGUAUACGUUAACUCGUGAACAGUUGGCUCAGAAACAAGAAAAACGUAAACGAGCCAAGAGGUACAGAGUUGUAGCACGAGCGACAGGAUCUUGGGUUCCAAUUAGUCAUGGACUUAGAGUACUGUGCACACCGCCAAUUACCGAUGAACCCCGUAUCAAACUAAACAUUGGUGAUACUGUCAUUGUAACUCGUUGGCGCAAAAACUGGUUAUUUGGAGAGAAAGAGAACUCGGAAAUGAUGGUCGAAGGUAAAGACACGCGAGUGCGAGGCUGGUUUCCUCGUCCCUGCGCAAUUCCAGUUAGUGGGAAAGACCUGGAUUUUGAUUCCGAAACCGAUCAAGACUUGCAGUGUCUUCAAAGUGAGUCUACAUCGACGAAGUCUACCGCGAAAGCAUCUUCCAAUCAUGAGUUGAAAAAAGCGUCCCCGCAAGUUUUAGAUAAAAAGGACAAAUGACAUUAAAGUUUAUAAAGCACACAAAAGCGAUUAAAAUUUUUUUUUCACUAUAAGAUAGUACAUACUCCAGGGGCUCUAUUGAAAUUGGUGUUUUGAAAAUAAUCAUUCAGAAAAAUCUACCCUGUUUUUUUUUUUUUUUUAAAGUGCCUAAAAAUGCCAACAAUAGCAACAGCAUCGCGCUAAUCCGCUUUCUAUUGUCCUCGCACCCUACAUACAUACAUACGUACCGGCUUGCAAGCUCUAUUUAGGUAAAAAGUCAUGUGCUCAGUCCUACGUCGGACAAUGCUCCGCGCCCUCGUGUAUCCAGGAUGCCUUUGCCGCUGGACAAAGUCGCGCGUUCGCUCAGCCGCACACCGUCACCGUCGCCCAUAUACAUAUGCAACACACAGAGAGUUGUAGUACAAAACAGAACGCGCGAGCUUUCGCCCGAAAUUCGCGGGUCAAUUGUGCUUGAUUCCAUUGGUGGGCAAUCAGGUCUCGCUUCUCUCUUGUUUCCGUCGUUGCGAAUAUUGUAUAUGUUUUGCAAUGCACGUGUGCCCCCCGGCGACUUUAAACCGCGCGUCACGGUUGUUCCGCUCAAAAUGUUUUGCCGCAUAACGAGCUGCCUAUACAUAUAUGCAUAUGGGGAGGAGCUUAUAAUAUAUACUCCUUUCGCUUUGCCGCGUUACCGUCGCGGAAAAUCAAUAUAAUAAAGCUCCAUCCUGCUGUCGCUUCCCCGUGGUGUAAAGCUGUGCGAUGAACGUGCAUGCAUUUGGGUGUAAAAUAUACAUACAUGUAAGCAUGAAAAUGAAAAGGAUUGAAGCUUUUGCCUCGAAACGUUUUGAGAGUUUGUGGUGUAUUUUACGUGUUGGUCGGGGCGAAGGGGUAGAGGGUAGAGAAAAAGAGACACGCGAUUCAAUGGGCCGCUGUCUGUCACGCAGAGCUUAAUCUGCCGUGUCAUACAGGUUGUGCAUGGUGUUUUUUUUCUUAUUUUCUCGGUUUUAUUUCUAAGCUGGUGUGUGCAGCCAACCUAACGGGAGGAGCUCUGUUUGUUUUAUCCGAUAACAUCGAUUUGUCACCGUCAAACGUGACAUCAUGUUUGUGAAACUUGUCGAGUUCAAACAAUUUUAUAAAAUGUAUAUUGAAAAAAAAAAAAAAAAAAAAAUUAACUUU
Copidosoma floridanum is the source of this 2560-nucleotide messenger RNA. Its product is annotated as palmitoyltransferase ZDHHC6. Gene Ontology annotation, molecular function: palmitoyltransferase activity. The record is from RefSeq and is a predicted model, not a curated record. Lineage: Eukaryota; Metazoa; Arthropoda; Insecta; Hymenoptera; Encyrtidae.